Pocillopora meandrina is the source of this 1746-nucleotide messenger RNA. The record is from the annotation of a GenBank genome assembly. Lineage: Eukaryota; Metazoa; Cnidaria; Anthozoa; Scleractinia; Pocilloporidae.
GAAAAAAGCUCCCAAUUUCUACUGAUUACUAAGUUCCAAGCUGCCAUUAUGUCUGCGAUCAUAACAGCAGUUUUCAAAGCGACUAUUGGAUGGCUUGUGGAUAAAGGCAGAGAUGAGGCAGCAAAAAAGCUUAAAGAUGGCGACGUAACAGAUCAACAGUUUCGCGGCAUCAUCAUGCGAGAAAUCGAUGACAUGAAGUCCAAGCUGGAUGGAUUAUCAAGGAAAGAUUUAUUAGCGAGUAUUGGAUUCUUUAGAGAAGGAAUCGAGUUGCUGUAUGAAGUAUUUGAAGAGAAAAGGUCGAGGAGUGAGUAUGGCGCGGAUACAGCACAAGCGGCUUGUGCGGAAGCUGUGUCACUCGCUGAAAGAAUGAAACACUUGGAGCUUACUGAAUAUGCCACAAGACAGCUUACCAAUGCAAAGAAGAGAUUCGAACGUGCUCGUGAAAUGGCGACAAUUGCUUUUUCAAAUGAAGCGUUAUCAACAAGUGACCGCAUCGUAGCAAUGCAGUACCGAGUCAUGGCAACAGUAUUAGAAACAAUAGACCAUCCCGCAGAUGCUGUAGCACCAUGUAAAGUGUGCAUCGAAGAGCUAAACGGUCUGCCCGUGGUUCAGCGAAGUUUACAAGAACAGCUCAGGACAGGUAUCAAGGCAGUGAAGAGUUUAUUUAACAAAGAAGAAAGACAGAAAGUUAUUUCCGGUGUCUGUCUUGUCAACCGCGUCGCCUACGAUAUCACACAAACAGUACACGUUAAAGAACCAUUUACAAAUGAACCAUUUGCAAAAGAAUUAUUACCACCAUUUCCCAUGGUUGAUACAGGGAAGGAGAAAGUUGAUCUGUUGCGAGACCACAGAGUAACAAAAAUACUUUGUAAACAGGGUAUGGGGAACUGUAGUGUAUUAAUAAGGACACUUGGUGAUGAAGGCGAAAAGGUGCAGGGGUUAACUUACCCGCUUGAUAUCGCUACCAACUCAAGCGGGGAAUAUAUUGUAGCGGACCAUCACUCGACAAUCAAGGUGUAUGACAGCAGUGGCAGGUUUUUGCAAUGUUUCAGACUUAUUGAUGACAGCGGUAUAAAGCUAUUUAACCUGUCGGUUAAGCUAACCACGGACAUGAAUGACAACAUUUAUGUUAUGGUCCCAGAAAAGAGUGACGAGGGCCCAUGCUGGAUUUUUAAGUUUAACAAAACCGCUGAUUAUCAUCACAAGUUUCGCGUCAGGAUAAUGAGCUAUAACUUUAACUCGUGUAAACUGUCAGUCAGUGAUAGUGGUACAGUGAUGGUACUGAAGAUUAAUUGGGAAAGGAAACAUUGUGUGAAUCUUGUGGAUGUUUAUGAGAAUGAUGGUCAGUUUGUUUGCAGUUUUGGAGAACAAAUCUUGACGAGACCCCGCGACAUCACCACUGUAAGUGAUGGCAGAGUUAUGGUGGUACAAGAGCAUCCGUCACGUGUUCACAUAUUUAGCGAACAAGGUGACCAUCUAAACACGUUUGAUCUGCAAAUAUCUAUGGUGUAUUCAAGAAUUGCAUUUCACAAGGCUAGUCAACAUGUCGUGGUGGCCGGUUGUAAGAACAAUGAUACAGACAUCUUGCAUAUAGAAAUUUACACCAAAGAUGGUGAGUUUGUGCGAAGUACUCCUGUCAAUAUGGGACAGUCCCUUCCUCUGCUGGGGAUGGUAGUGACCACUAAGGGCCGCAUUGCAGUAGCAACUCGGCUUGAACCUUUAAGACGCAAAGUAAUCGUCAUUUAA